AUGCACCUCACGGACACGAGACUGAGUGCACCUCACGCCCGCUCGCCCCGUCUUCGCAUUUCACGUGCUCCCAUCCUUGCAGCGAGUCCCCUGCGGGCAUCAUCGCAGGCAGCAGACGCUGCAUCGAGUAAGGCGGAGAGCGAGGAUGACCAAGUGAUUGGCACGCGGAUGACGAUCAACGGCCGCUCUCUCACCUUCAAUGCGCUCCGCUGUGCCGCCAUUCCAGCCGGCAAGACGAGGAGAGUGCAGGUGUCGUGGCAGCAGGAAGGCGAGGCGGAUUGCACGGCAAUUCAGUUCUUCAAGAGUCCCAAGUGCACGGGGAAGGCGAUGGACACUGUCGCGCAAGGCAAGCAGAGGUCCAAGCCCCUCCGCAGGGCAGUUACGUCCGCCCGCUGCAUCAUUGGUACCACCAACACCAAAGCUCUUGACGGCAAGACCAAAGCAGCUGACGGCAACACCAAAGCUGCUGACAGCAACACAAAAUCUGCUGACAGCAACACCAAAGCUGCUGACAGCAACACCAAAGCUGCUGACAGCAACACCAAAGCUGCUGGCGGCAACACCAAAGCUGCUGACGGCAACACCAAAGCUGCUGACGGCAACACCAAAGCUGCUGACGGCAACACCAAAGCUGCUGACGACAACACCAACGCUGCUGACAGCAACACCAAACCUCCUGGCAGCAAAAUCAAAGCUCCUUCUGAAUACCCCGACGCAGAGAGUUCAAGCACCGGCGCGUGUGGCUUCGACAGAGUCAACGGGUGUUUGGUGGGCACGUGCAUCGACCGUGGCACCGAGGACAGGACCUGCGUCUGUCUGCCCAACCACCGCUCCCAUGGCCGCUACUGUGAUCAGGAUUGGGAGCCCAUUUCGUCCAUCACAGUGGCGGGCAGCGACUGGAGGUGCAAGGAUGUGUACAGCAUGUAUGGCCUCACGCUGCAGCAGUUCACCACCAUGAACCCGGGUAUCGACUGCUCCGCUCUCCUUCCUCAGGGUCGCAAGCUCGUGGUGAAAGAGCUUCUGCCAGCUUGCACUGCCUUCUACUACACCCAGCCUGCCGACACGUGCUCGUCCGUGGCUCAGUUUCUCAGCAUCACCGAGGAAUCCCUGCAGCAGCUCAACCCCGGCGUUAGCUGCUCCUCUCGCCUCCUUGCAUUCCGCGCUCUCUGUGUGGAGCGCAACCCAGCCAAGGCCAAGCCGAGAUGUGUGAAGGAGAUACAGAUUGGCCAAGUGGUUGACUUCAAGCAGGUGGCGGCAUCCCAUGGAGCCACCAUGGUGGACCUCUGCAGGCUCAACCCCUGGAUCUCCUUCCGCGAUUCCGCGCGCGACAUUGAUGGACCCCAGUACGCUGGACUCUGCAGCUAUUCCGUGUCAAUCACCCUUUAG
Molecule: messenger RNA, 1386 nt
Organism: Closterium sp. Naga37s-1
Lineage: Eukaryota; Viridiplantae; Streptophyta; Zygnematophyceae; Desmidiales; Closteriaceae
Source: the annotation of a GenBank genome assembly